Messenger RNA from Plutella xylostella (diamondback moth), 3032 nucleotides. It is a transcript of the gene Eps-15, whose product is annotated as Epidermal growth factor receptor pathway substrate 15. NCBI's taxonomy places the organism in Eukaryota, Metazoa, Arthropoda, Insecta, Lepidoptera, Plutellidae. Gene Ontology annotation, biological process: endocytosis; endosomal transport. Gene Ontology annotation, cellular component: plasma membrane; clathrin coat of coated pit; cytoplasm. Gene Ontology annotation, molecular function: cadherin binding; calcium ion binding. The record is from RefSeq and is a predicted model, not a curated record.
GCCCGUUGUAAUGUCAAAAAACUGUAGUCUAUGCCUUCUAUUGAUUGGUCAACGGGAGAUGUAAAAAAUGGCUGCUUUGCCGUCUCCUACUCAGGUGGCAGGGACCCACAGUGCUAUAUACGAAGCAUAUUUUCAUCAAGUGGACCCAAAUGGCACGGGUGCGGUGCAGGCGCUGGACGCCGCCAGGUUCCUCAAGAAGUCCCGCCUCAGCGAUGUGGUGCUCAGCAAGAUCUGGGACCUCUCCGACCCCACUGGCAAGGGGUAUCUUGAUAAGGCGGGUCUGUUCGUGGCGCUGAAGCUGGUGGCGCUGGCGCAGGCGGGCCGCGACAUCAACAUGAGCAACAUACACGCCGACGCGCCGCCGCCCAAAGUUGGCGACCUGCCAAAGAUCCCGUCAGGGCCGCCGCCCGCGCGCCCCGCGGCCCCCUCCCCCGCGCCCGCCUCCGACUGGAGCAUCAAGCCGGCCGAGCGGGAGAAAUAUAGCCAGCUGUUUGAUGAACUGCAGCCGAAUAACGGCCUUAUUGCUGGGAACAAGGUGAAGGGCGUGCUGAUGGAGUCGAAGCUGCCGCUGGAGACGCUCGGCAAGAUCUGGGACCUCGCCGACCAGGACAAGGACGGCAUGCUCGAUAGACACGAGUUCCUUGUUGCGAUGCACCUAGUCUACAAAGCCCUGGAGAAGCACCACAUCCCCACCACUCUGCCGGCGGAGCUGCGCCGCGCCCCCCCGCGCCCCGCGUCCCCCCGCGCGCCGCCUGUGCCCGCCGCGCCUCUUAUUAGCAUGGCAUCAAAACCGGCGCCCCCUCCCCUCAUCCCCAUGUCGGCCGCGCGCCCCUCCCCCUCCCCACUGCCCCCCUCCUCCGCCCCCCUCCUCCCCUCCCUGGCUCAACCCACGUGGGUGGUCACCGCGGCAGAGAAGCGACAGUUCGACGCCAUGUUUGAAGUGGCUGAUGCGGAUAAGGAUGGGCUGGUCAGCGGGCUGGAGAUUAAGCAGACGCUGUUGGAGAGUGGGCUGCCGCAGGCCACGUUGGCGCAUAUUUGGGCGCUCUGCGACCAGGAAUCCGUGGGCAAGCUGACCCGCAACCAGUUCGCGCUGGCGAUGUGGCUGGUGCAGCGAGCCCGAGCCGGCGCCCCGCCGCCCGCCGCGCUCGCGCCUGAUAUGAUACCACCUAAGGAGACUAGCGAACCGAAACCCGUAGAACCCGUGAGCCUGGGCCCGCAGCCCACGCCGGAGCUGGAGGCCAUCGCUCGCGAGGUGGACCAGCUGGUCCGUGAGCGAGCCGCCCUGGAGCCCGAGCUGGCGGCGCGCGAGCGGGAGCUGGAGACGCAGGCCGCGCAGGAGGCCACUCUGCAGAGUGAACUGGACACACUGACGGCAACGUUAAAACAGUUAGAAAACCAAAAAGGGGAAGCGAAUAAACGAUUAGCCGACCUCAAGUCACAGGUAGACAAGCUCCGCUCUCAAGUGUCCGUACAAGAAGCGGCGGCAGCCGAAACAGAAGCCGAGGUGGAAGCGAGACGGGCGGCGGCGCAGAGCCUCAAGGAGAGAGAGAGACAGCUGCAGGACGAGGCGGCGGCGGCGGCGGCCGAGGCGGACGCGCUCACGCAGCGACUCAGCAGGAAUGUGCUCGCUAUUAGUCAGGCGAACAUAAAGAUCACCCACCUCGAGGAGCAACUGGACACAAUAUCGGCGGCGGCGGCUUCGCUGGCGGAGGGGGCGCCCUCUCGCGCCGUGCUGGACCUGCGGCCCGCCUUCAGCCGCGCGCACCUGCAGCGGCUGCUGCGCGGCGCCACGCCCAGCGACCAGCUGGAGGAUUCGUUCGAGUCGCGCAACGAGUUCGGCGCGAUGAACGGGUCCGGGUUCGACUCCGAGCCGUUCCCGAGCGCCGCGCCCGCACACGACCCCUUCGCGCCCAGCCACGCCAGCCAAUCACAGGACGGCUUCGGUUCGGACCCGUUCUCGCGCGGGUUCCCUUCAGACGGCGCCGACCCCUUCGCCGGCGACGCCUUCGCGGCACAGCCCGCCGCCAGCGGAAAUGAACAGAGCGGCGAAUGGGAAGAAGACCCGUUCGCGGUGCUUCACGCGCCCACUCGCGCGUCGCCCACGCCCGCGCUGCCGCCCAAGAAGCACAAGGUGCCGCCCCCGCGCCCCGCGCCGCCCCGCCCCGCGCCCCCGCACAAGACCGACAGCGCGCUCGACUUCACGGAAGACCCCUUCAAGGACUACAGGUAUGAGGACCCCUUCAACAUCGCGGACCCCUUCGCUGAUGUCACCGACGCCAAGGCGGACCCCUUCGCGAGGCCUACAUCUGUUGCUGGCUUCGAGACUAACGACUUCUUCGGCCUGAACGGAAACGGAUCGGCUAAGCCGAGCGGCCGCGUGUCCGCCCCGCCCUUGCCUUAUGACCCCUUCUCCAACUCAACUUCAACAUACAAGCCUUCACUAGCUUCUGUCUCAAACAAUAACAACGACUCCUGGUCUGCUUGGCCCAACGACAGCUGGGCGACAGACGACGCGUGGGACAAGCCGACCAACAAAACCACGAAUAACACCUCGAAACCCGACGCGUGGUCAACGACUACCCAGAACAAGACGGACAACUGGGGCAGCUCCGACAACUGGGCGACAGACUGGUCCAACACAGACAACAACAAAAACUUAAACGAGACGUGGCCGUCUAAUACGUUACCCAACAAAAAAGAGAAGUCGCCUAAGCCAGUCAAGUACGCCAAAUCACUAGUGCACACAAUAGGCGGCAUCGGCCGGACGAAGCAUAAUAAGAAAGAGAAGGAGAAAGAUAAGACCAAGACUUCGGCUUCAGGGUCGGAGCUUCCCACAGAAGAGCACCAGAUGGCGUGGGCGGCAGCCGAGUCCAAGCGCCUUCAGGCCGAGGCCGAGGACCGGCGGCGGCGCGAGGACGCUGAGCUACAGCUGGCGCUAGCCAUCUCUAGGCAGGAGAAGUGAGGCCAACAGCUGAUUAGUCGCGUCCACGCUUGGUUAAAUAUAGCAUGAGGCUAUGACGGUUGAUUAACAG